This is a messenger RNA of Oldenlandia corymbosa var. corymbosa, 6717 nucleotides long. NCBI's taxonomy places the organism in Eukaryota, Viridiplantae, Streptophyta, Magnoliopsida, Gentianales, Rubiaceae. The record is from the annotation of a GenBank genome assembly.
GGGGGGGAAACUAUAAAACUUUUAUAUAUAUCAAACUGGGACCAUAUUUACAUCCAAAAAGGUCUAAGUACCUACACUUUACACAAACUAUUGGACUGCAAAAUGUUGCUCUAAAAUUCUAUGCUCUGCCAUAGUCCAUUUUUUCCUGCUAACAGUUUGCACUCUCCAAAAAAUUUCCUGUUUGAUCAGUUGAAGUAUACUCUCACUGCUUCUGCGCUUUCCUGUAAAGAUACAACUAUUUCUCUCUUCCCAGACAUGACAAAUAACUGCAGCUAAAGUAGCACACCAAAUCUUGAAUUUCAGUCUGGAUUUUCUCUAUAUGUAACAAGCUUUUCUUCUCCAUGCAGUCCAUUCCAAAGGUACUUGUAGUCCCAACCAAUUCUGCGCCUUUAAGAAUAUUUCAGCAGUGAUCUGACAGUCAAAAAAUAGGUGGUGAUGACUCUCAAGAGUAGAUUGACAUAAUGCACACUAGGGGUCUACCCCAGUGAUGGACAUUAGUAUCAAUCUAUCCCUUGUUAAGAGCCUCUCCUUCCAAGCUAGCCAUGUUAUAAAUGAAUGUUUUGGCACACUCAUUUUAGCCCAGAUUACCACUGAUUCUGAUGUUUUCCUCGCACUUCCUAGCAGUCAGUUGUAGCCUGCUGUAAUACUAUACAACCCAUUCUAUGAUUUUUUCCAUUUCCCCCCUUCAAAUCCUUCUGUGCCUUGAUCUCUGAUUUUGAGAAGCUGCUUCCAGUGCUAACUGGUAUCUGGCUUCUUUUCCACUGUCCAGAUUGACUGGUUUUUAAUGUAUAUUUCAUGCAACCACUUUAUCCACAAGGAAUCAGUCUUCUUGGCUAUGCUCCAAACUUGUUUCAAAAUGGCAGCCUGAUUCCAGAUUCUAGUGUCCCUAAUUCCCAGUCCCAUUUCACCUUUUCUUUUACAAACUAUAUCCCAGGCUACCAAAGGUAUUGAUCUACCACUUUUUUUAUAACCCCAAAGAAAUUCCCGGCAUACUCUAGUUACUUGCACAAUCACAGACUGUGGCAAAUUAAACAUGCAGGCCCAAUAUACAUGCAUUGAUAAUAAAACUGAAUUUAUGAGCUGGAGUCUACCUGCAUAUGAAAGAUGCCGGGCACUCCAACAUUUGAGUCUGGCAAUCAUCUUUUGGACUAAAUUAUCACAUUCUGACUGCGUGCAUUUUUUCAGGAAUAAUGGAAGUCGCAAGUAUCUCAUUGGGAAUUCACCUUCGUGGAACUCUGUAAUUUGGCAUAUUCUCCUUCUCUUCUCUGCUGUAACUCCUCCGAAAAAGAUGCUGGAUUUCUUGGCAUUUGCAUAUAAGCCUGUGGUAGCAGGAACUCCUUGAACCGUGUCAUUAGACUCUUAACAGUAGAUUCAUCGGCUUUGUAGAAUAACAUUAAGUCAUCCACAAAGCAGAUGUUUGUCAACUUCAAACCUGCACAUAAAGGGUGGAAUUGGAAAUUAGGGUUAGCUGCGAUCAUUUUAAACGUCCUUGUUAAAUACUCCAUGACAAGGACAAAAAGCAACGGGAAAAUUGGUGUCCCCUUGCCUUAAUCCUCGUUUCCCCUUGAAGAAGCCAGUAUUAGAGCCAUUUAUCGCCACUGUGAAGGAUGUAGUGGUUACACAUGCCAGAAUCCAUUGUGUGAACUUAGCUGGAAAUCCAUAUCCAUUCAUCAUUUCUUCUACAAACGCCCAAUCCACAGUGUCAUACACUUUCUUUAUAUCAAUCUUCAUCAAACACCUUUCAGAGACAUUUUUCCUUCGAUAGAAUCUAAUCAUUUCCUGGACUAUCAGCACAUUAUGCAGGAUGAACCUGUUUUGAACAAAAGCACUCUGAUUUUCAUUUACUAGAACUUCCAGCACAUCUUUCAUUCUCUCACUUAGAACUUUGGAGAUGCAUUUAUAGACCACAUUGCAACACGUAAUGGGUCUAUAUUCCCCUGCAUUCUUUGGACGUUCUGUUUUGGGGAUUAGAGCAAGCACCCGUUGAGUUCACCUGCACAUCAGUUUCAACAAUUGACCAAGCAGCUUUGAAGAAUCCACUGCCAAACCCGUCUGGCCCUGGGGUUUUAUUGCCAUUAAUCUGCCACAUAGCUUGCUUUAUCUCCUUGGCUGUAAUUGGUUUAGUUAAGUCAAGUUGCUGUUGAACAUUGAGUCUUUUUCCUUGUUGGUAAACUUCUCUUCCUGAUCUGCAUCUCUCAGAAGUCUGCCCAAGUUGUUGUUCGAAAAGAUUGACAAAAUGCUCCUCCACGUUGCUCCAUUCUGAUUCCAGGGUUCCAUCAGGUUGCAUAUAUGACCAAAUUCUGUUUUGGACCAUUCGUUGUUUCACUCUAGCAAAGAAGUACUCAGAGUUUGUAUCCCCCAUUUUUAUCUUGUCUUCCUUCGCCUUUUGGGAUAGAAAACUUUCAUAAGCCCUGGAUAGCUGAAAGUAUUUCAUCCUACUGUCCUUCUCUUCCUUUUGCAGAGGUUCAUGUUGAGGAUUACCAUAGAGUCUACCUUGUACCUCUAUCAAUUCAUCUUGAGCCUGCUUUACUCUCACUUAUAUCUUCGAAAACCUGCUCCAGUCUAGUAUUUUUAAGCUUUUCUUCAGUCUCUUCAUCUUCUCCACCAAUUGAUACUGCUUGGUGCCUCUGAUUACCUCACUCCAACUCUCUGCAACUAUAUUCUUGAAGCAAGGAUCUAUACUCCACAUGUUAAAGUAUUUAAAAGAUUUGGGGCUUUGCUUAACUCUUAUAUCUGUUUUGACUAGGAGAGGUGUGUGAUCAGAAACACCCUCUGGCAAUACAGUAUUUAAAGAAUAUUGAAAUUUCAACACUCAGUCUCUGUUUACUAGACUCUAUCAAUUUUCGACAUAAUUCUAUUCAGUCCCAUCUGCCGGUUAUUCCAUGUGUACCGAAAGCCUUGCUGUUUUAGGUCCUGGACUUGCAUUCUUCUACACAUCUUCUAAACUCCUGAAUUUCUACCAUUUGAACAGGCCUUCCCCCUAACCUUUCCUCAGCUCUCAGCACAUUGUUGAAGUCUCCCAUAAUAAUCCAUGCACCAGUGACCGUCUGUGACACUUCUAUUUGUUUAUCCCAUAAAAUUGACCUUUCAGUGAUACUAUUACUCCCAUAUAUUACUGUGAGAUAAUAUACCGAGUCAUCCAAUCUCUUGACCAUGCUAUGCACCAUUUGGUUUAGUACUUAGUAUGAUAUUGAGUUGAAUUUCUUUUUUCCAUAAUAUACAGAUCCUCCCUCUAUCUUGUGUAUCAUAGCUCAUAAAAGAAGUAUAAUGACUCCACAUCCUGUUCAAAUAAUCCACCCCUUUUGAUCUAGUAAGCUUAGUUUCAAUAACACAUACUAUUUCUAUAGUAUGAACAGAUACCAAUCUAGCUAGUUCUUUUUGUUUAAUGGGGCUAUUUAGGCCCCUAAUGUUCCAGGAAAGAAGUGUACUCAUUGAUUACCUAGAUCAGGGGGGAAAAUUAAUCUUGUUUCCUUCCAUUUCUUUGUCGUUCUCAGCCACAUUGGUGUUGCUGGAGCUAGCUUCAUCCUUAUUCUCAAGCACUGUAAACCUGGAGCUGGUCAGAUUAUAUUCCUCAUUUUUCUUGGGGCUCUCUCUAAUUAUCUCAGUUCUGUUAUCUCCUGCAGGGAUGUCAAUUUCUCUCUAUUGUGAUUGAUCUUCUUCCUCAACAACAACUGCUUUCCCUUUCUGAACUUGUCUCCAUUCCUUGCCACUUAGUAUUCUCUCCUUAACUUCAGUACGUUUAGGAAGAGCUUCUCUGUUUUCUAGUUUUUUCCGGCAGGCUUCUACUCCAUGACCGUAUCCCUUGCAAUGGGUGCAUUGAGUUGGCCUCCACUCAUAAAAGACAGACUGAUGUUGUAUAAUUCCCAAUUCAUCUUCAAAUACCACUUCCAGGGGAAGGAGAUCCUGUAUCUCUACAUCUAUUAAUACACGGGCAUAUUGCACUUUCGUCUUCUCUGUUGUUUCAAUGUCAGGCAUAAUAGGUUGACCCAGGUUACUAGCCAAGCUACUUAGUGAUCUAGGAUUCCAAUACUUCAGCUCCAAGCCAUGAAACUGUACCCAUACAGGGACAUGAGUUACUUCCCUAUAGUUGAUUCCUUUUUCGAUGCUCCAAGGUUUCACAAUCACAGGCGUGGCUCCGAUAUGAUAUAUAUUCAUAUUCAAUACAUCAUCCCUUGCUGCUAGUGUAUGGAAACAAAUCAAAUAAAGACCAGAAGGUAGCAGCAACACCUUGUCCACACAAUUCUUCCAGAGGUUUCUGUAAAAAUUCUCCAUGACUUUCAAGGGAGGAUUAGCCCAAGACAUAGCUAAUUACUGAAGAUUCCCAAUAAUCAGUCUCCAUCUGCACAUCCUCUGCUUGCAUCUUACUGACCUUCACGCCCUCUAGAUUCCUUGGUUCAAUGAAAUCCAAUUUAGCUCCUGCUUUUCGAAGCUUGCUUGGAUCGAAGUCUGCCCACUUUUGAUGAAGCAUUUUAUUGAUAUCCUCUUUUGGUUCCGAUAGCUCCAGUCUUCGAACUGUGUCACCAAAGCGUUGCAGAUCUUGGAUUUUUUCUGUUUUACUCCGAUCUACUUCCAAUCGUUCUGCCAGAGUAGCCUCUCUAUUAGGGAUUGCUGUCUUCCCCAAAUCUUUUUCUCCUGCACUUAAUCCUUUUUCCCCAUCUUUCAUCAAUUUAUCCGUCAAUUGAUUACUUACCGGUGUUUUCUCUUCUUUGAUAAUUGAAAUUUUGGUCGCUCUCUUCCCCUUAAGUUUCCCCUUCGCCAUGGCAAGAUUACGUCAUCAGUGGAAUGUCAUUUGCUUAGAGAGAAAAGCUCUCAGAGGAGAGAAAGCCUAAUAGGUGUAGAUUACCUCACAUGUGCAAAUUUGCAAAUUUGUAUAGUCAAAAAAAUUUUUAUGAUUUCUUUUUUUCUUUUUUUGGGUAUCAAAAAAGAAGAAACACAUGUAAAUUAGCUCACAUGUGCGUUUCAAGGUUGUGUAAAUAUCAUGGGGAAUAUAUUGCUUUCACUCUUUCAGUUGGUUUACCGGAUAGUCAGUCAACCAAAUAGUAAUUAGUUCGGUUUUGACCGCUUAGCAAUCGGAAAACCGAUUUAACUUGAGCCGUAGAAACCAAACUUAGUUCGGUUUGGUCGGGUCUUGUGUCAACCGACAUAAUGAACAGGCCUAUACAAAAGCCGUUAAUGAAUUGUCUGCGACAACGAAAAAAAAAACACAAACAAAAGGGACAGAGAAUUCUUCAAUAGAGUCCUGAAUUUUCUUCAAGUUUCCAGAUGCAUCCUUGGUGAAGUAACAACUGAAUGUUGCAGCUCAAAAAAAGAGAAUAAUCUGCAGAAUUGAGCUACAUAAGGUUUUCGUUACAGAGGUAUUUUGAGACCUGCGAAGAAAACUUAAUUGUUGUUCUUCCGUUCAAUCCAAUUCAAACCUCAUGCCAAUUACCCAUUCUUUUUGCUUAUCCUCCGUAAAACAAAUCCCAUGUCCUCACCUUGCAGUUUUAGGACCCCAAAAGAUUCCACAUAUUUCCCUCGUCAAAAAACCCACAAAUUAUUGCUCCUUUAGGCCUAUCACAUUUCAAAGAAUACCCACUAAGCAGACUGUUUGUUCAUCACAAGGCUCCCAAUCAGCCACUCCGGAACCAAUUGAAGAACUGCCUCCAAAGCUUCAAGAGAUCGUCAAGUUAUUCCAGGCGGUUCAAGAUCCAAUGGCUAAGUAUAAGCAGCUUUUGUUUUAUGGGAGCAAUUUGAAACCUUUGGAUGCUCAGUACAAGAGCUGUGAGAAUCAAGUUGUGGGUUGUAUUUCUCAGAUAUGGGUUAGAGCCUACAUUGACGGUGAUGAUAAAAAUGUGGUCUUUGAGGCCGAUUCAAACUCUCUGUUCACUAAAGGGUUGGCGGCUUUGCUUGUCAAAGGCCUAUCAGGAAGGCCAGUUGAGGAAAUUGUGAAAGUUUCGCCUGAUUUUGCUCCGAUGCUUGGAUUGCAGCAGAAACGUACACGUUCUAGGAAUGAUGCGUUAUCGAAUAUUUUGAAGUUAAUGCAGAAAAAAGCUUUGCAAUUGUAUAUGGAAGCUGAAAAAUUUGAGGGCAAUGCAGGCAAUGAAACAUCUGAGAAAAGCAGAUCAGAUGAGAAUGAGAAUGAGAGUUCAUCAUGAUUUGGAUGGGGAUUUGAACCACACUGAAGAUGUUGCUGUGAACUCGAAAACACGAGUUUCUGGUGAUAGUUUUCUUUGGGGAGUAGCGUCAAAAACCGAUUACAAGGGAAAUAAUUUGUUUGUUCCUUUUUGUUCGUAGGAGGAAGGAUUGAAUUGAAGGGACAGAUUUUCCCUCUGUUGGAGCUGCGUCUCCAUCUUUCCAUCCUCCUCGAUUUUACCCUUUUUCUUUUCAUCUGAGUGAUUUUUAGCAAUAAAAAGCUUUGUUGUUUGUUUCUUCUUCCCAAAAAACCCUGGUACAUGUUUGAUUUUUCUUUUCUUUUUUUUUUUUUUUUUUUUGGAUGUAUGUUCAUGUAGCUAAAUCUAGAUGCGGUCCUCCAUUUUGAUUUGAUCACAUCAUGCAAUGUAAUGACAAUGUGUACAAUAAACAAUGAGGUACACAGAGGAGCCACGAUCCAUGCAUGCAACGUUAUCUUUGAAGAUUAUUUCAAAGUUGGAAUUAGGAUUUUCCCGAUCUUAAUGUUUGUUGAAUUGACUGAGUGAGGGAUUAUGUUGUUUUGGUUGGAGUUUAUCCAUUUUUGGUGGC